Messenger RNA from Monopterus albus (swamp eel), 2288 nucleotides. It is a transcript of the gene atxn3, whose product is annotated as ataxin 3. NCBI's taxonomy places the organism in Eukaryota, Metazoa, Chordata, Actinopteri, Synbranchiformes, Synbranchidae. The record is from RefSeq and is a predicted model, not a curated record. Gene Ontology annotation, cellular component: nucleus. The transcript is spliced from 11 exons. Bases 59 to 1105 code for a protein of 348 amino acids. Gene Ontology annotation, molecular function: cysteine-type deubiquitinase activity. Gene Ontology annotation, biological process: protein deubiquitination.
CCUCUAUGUGCAUGGUGACAACGGUGACGAAUGCAGCGGGGUUAGAGGUCAGAGUUGAAUGUUUGACAGACACCUGAAUAUGGAUUCCAUAUUUCAUGAGAAACAAGAAGGCUCUCUGUGCGCCCAGCACUGCCUCAACAACCUCCUUCAGGGUGAGUAUUUCACUCCUGUAGAUCUGUCCUCCAUUGCUCAUCAGCUUGAUGAAGAGGAGCGGAUGAGGAUGGCUGAGGGAGGCAUGGCCAGUGAGGAGUACAGGACCUUUUUACAGCAACCAUCGGGGAACAUGGAUGACAGUGGGUUCUUUUCUAUACAAGUUAUUAGCAAUGCUUUGAGCGUGUGGGGCUUGGAGCUAAUGCUCUUCAACAGCCGGGAGUAUCAGAGUCUGAUGAUAAAUCCAAUAAAUGAGAAAGCAUUCAUUUGCAACUACAAGGAGCACUGGUUUACUAUACGCAAACUUGGACAACAGUGGUUUAACCUGAAUUCACUGCUGACUGGACCAGAGUUGAUAUCAGACACCUAUCUGGCCCUUUUCCUUGCACAGUUACAACAAGAAGGUUAUUCCAUAUUUGUUAUUAGAGGGAACCUCCCAGAGUGCGAAGCAGAACAAAUUCUUAGGAUAAUGAGGGUGCAGCAGCAGCAGCGGCCCAGGCUCAUUGGAGAGGAUGAGGCACAGACAAGUGCAGGCAGGUCAGCAGCUCUUACUCAGACAGAGAUGGGCUUUGGUGUGGAGGAUGAGGUUGUGGAUGAAGAUGAAGAGCUGAAGAGGGCCCUGGCACUUAGCAGACAGGACAUCGAUGUGGAAGAUGAAGAGGCUGAUCUUCGCAGGGCCAUACAGCUCAGCAUGCAAGGAACAGUGAUGAGCAACAAAUUUUUAGAGUCUGAAGUGGGAAAUGUCAGAUCAGGGAGCCAGGAAGCAGGGAGCACAGGAGGACAGAAGGAGAUGCUCACAGCUGAGGAACUGCGGAAGAGGAGGCAAGCUUACUUUGAUCGGCAGCCACAGGCUCAGCCAAACAUUCCCCAAGAAGCAGGAACAAAAUCAACAUGUGGCUCAGGAUCAGAAAACACUGGCUUUGAGGAGGACCAACAACAACAGCCCAGCCAGUGAAGUUGUGAAAGGUUUGCAUAUGUUUACCAGCUGCCUGGAUUGGCAAACCCCUUACAGGGGUUAGCUUUGCUCCUUCCUCUAAUCUUUUGCACUUGCGAACCUAAGGACAGUCAGAAGGCUGACACAUUUCCCGUGGCUAGUUCGCUGACAAGUUAUAGAGAAGAGAACAAUGGCAGCAGUUAGUCUAAUCUAACUCAGUGUGUGACUGAGGCUGGGAAUAGGGUGACCACAGCAACCACGACACCGUCAAUUCAAUUUUGCAAUUGCCUUUGUACCAUGGCGCCUUCUAUUUCUAUUGUGUACUGUUUUUUAUUCUUAUUUUUCCCCUGGAAGAGAAGGAAAAGAUUCUUCAGCAUACAGAUGGUGUGUUUACUUGUCUGGGGGUGAAAACGUCCACAAACAGGUGGUCUGUGAAAGCUAUAGGAGACCAAUAUUUAGACCACAGACAAAAGCUUCAUAAUGACAGAACCUCUGUAAUGGACUUGGGUUUGUAGGACAUAUGAUGUGAUUUCCAUGCCCACCCCACUAGAAACACCACCGUGGUUGUAAAAUAAUUUCUUGUUGCAGUGUACUGGAAUAUCUUUCAGCCAGCAGCUCUAAUGUGUGAGGGUCAUUUAUUCCUAACAUCAUGAAUUCAGUUCAUUCAGUUUGUGAAUGUCUAAGAGUGAACUCCCACAAUAUUUAGACAACAACAUAUUUUUGAUGUUGUGGCUUUGUUAUUACCUUCUAAGUGUAUUAAGUUGCCGUAAUGAAAUUUAAGAUUACACAGCUCACAACCAUGUCAUUUAAGGAUGUUGUGUCCAUUUUGGAUGAACAAUGAACAGAAUAAUUAUAUAGAGCUAACUGCUGAAUUUAACAUAGUUUUCACUGAUGCAUAUUUUUUAGCUUGUUCAGAAUAAGGUGACGUGUAACGGGGAUCAACAAAGCAGUCUGUAAACACCGUGAUCUACAGCUGAUACACAAAUACAUCUUUCAUUUUCCAACAGUUAUGGUCGCUUAAAACCAAAAAGAGUCAUGACGUGUCCAACCAGCCUACUUUGUAUAUGACUUCCUCUGUUGUUUCUCUUCACCAGUAUUUGUCAUCAACAGUAUAUAGAAUUUGUUAUAAGGAUAAGACAAUUAAAAUGGUAGUUCCUCCCUUGAUGCCCCUCUACAAACAAACAUUUUUACACUUAUGUGUUAC